ACCAGGAAAAGACAGCGAAGCAGAAGGGCAAUGAGGGUUAUAAUGAGGCGGUGACUGAGUGAGACUUCAAGAAGUUAAGAAAUAGGAGGUGGGUGGAGAUCUAAUGUCUAAGGAGGAGAGAGGAAGAGAGACAGACAGACAAGACAGAGGAUGUAAGCAGGAUAGGUCAGAGGGAAAAAGAAAAGCAAGACUAGACACAGAAAGACAAAGACCACCAAGACAGGAAGCAGACAUGGAAGUCAACUCUUUCCAAAUGAAAAUCUGUAUCAAGUUGCUGGCUGGCUGUCUUGUCCCUGUUGGCGCAUCGAAACUAUGCCGGGUCACAGAGUGUUUGGACGGUUCUUCCUGUUGUGAUUCUGAGGCCAAAGUCUACCUGGACUACAGCUGGCCACUAUUUAUCUGUAUGCUGAUUAUGUUCUCUGUCCUAUGCCUAUGUGGUAUCUGUAAUAAUGUUUGUCGUUUCCGAAAUCGGUCUACACCACCAUCACCAAGAGAUACGCCUCUUAUAAACAUGGGUGCACCACCACCAUAUGAAGAGGUUACAGCCAAGCCAUUCCUUUACCCUCCCAGUACCUCCAGUCCGCCAUCUUACAGCAGUGUGAUACUCAACAACCCUGACCCUACACCUGCUGUUUUGGGGGUUCAAAGCCGAUGAUAGAGACACUUGAAUCUCAAUUAUGUUUACUGACAGAUGUCACACAGAUCAGUGGAGGGAUCUGUGGGGCUACUGCAUGGAGCAAUGACGUGGAGAUUUGCAGAAUAAAGACAAAGUAGAAGAAAACCACAUAAAGGUCAUAAAGAGGAACCCAAAAAGCGACACAGAUUACUUCUAGUAAUGAGAAGAGAAUUUGUACAGUGAAAAAUAAUGAUGAUUAGUUAUGGAGAGGUUAUAUGGAGUAAUAGGAGGAGAUAUAGGGAGAGGUUAUAUGUAGUAAUAGGAGGAGAUAUAGGGAGAGGUUAUAUGAAGUAAUAGGAGGAGAUAUAGGGAGAGGUUAUAUGAAGUA
Molecule: messenger RNA, 1004 nt
Organism: Bufo gargarizans (Asiatic toad)
Lineage: Eukaryota; Metazoa; Chordata; Amphibia; Anura; Bufonidae
Gene: TMEM92
Product: transmembrane protein 92
Exons: 5
Coding region: 104-655 (183 amino acids)
Source: RefSeq, a predicted model, not a curated record